AGUUCUCUUUUGAGGAUGCUCUGUGGUUUACUUCUCUGUCUACAAGUCAGAUAUAACUCAACAGAAGGACUGUGAUGGCAGAGGAGCAGGUCAGCUAUGCUUCAGUUAUAUUGAAAACUAACAAGCAUUCCCCACCUGAAGCUAAAAUGGAGGACAAUGAAAUGAAUGUGCGAAGCAAAACAACCAAAAAGACUGCUGACACUAACGAUAAAAAGGAGGAUAGUGUGUACGAAGAAAUGAAGACUGCUGACACAAACACAGGACUCUCUCCAGACAAGAAAACAAACAGCAGAGGUCGCUGCUAUCAGCAGGUGGCUUGUUGUUUGGGGAUUCUUUGUGUCAUUUUGCUGUUGGGCAUCAUAGCAGUCUGUAUCUACGAUUACAAGAAGAUCACAGAUCUGACGGCAGAAAACCAGAACCUGACCUCACAAAACAAGAAGCUGGAGACACAGAGGAACAACUUAACGGAACAAAUACAAAACAUGGAGAAAAAGUUGAAUGAGUUCAACGUCAGUCAAGCUCAGUGGAGAAUUGAUGAAUACUGCUCAAAAACAAACCACAACAGUAGGUGUUACGCUUGUCUGGGUGGCUGGAUACUCUUCCAGUCCAGCUGCUAUGCAAUUAAUGACCCUGAUGUUUCUGGUCAGAAAACCUGGGAAGAAGCUCGAGAAAACUGCAGAGGAAAGAUUUCAGAUUUGGUUGUUAUAGAUGAUGAAACGGAGAAGACAUUCAUCAAAGCUAACAGCUGGGACAGUUCAGGAACCACUGGAUACUGGAUUGGUCUGAGAGCUGAAGAUGGGAAAUGGAAGUGGCUCAAUGGAAGUGUUCUGACUGAAAACUCCUGGAUACAACAACCUGCUACCAACGGUCAGUGUGUAAUUUCUUUCCAGACAGAAGGAUGGAAAUCAGUGAGCUGUGGUGCCAGAAACAAAUGGAUCUGCAAAAAGAAGGCUUUAUCUCUUUAAACACUGCAGUCAUACUUGAUAACAUUGAAUGUGCUUUUCUUCUGCUUUGUUAGAGAUGCAGUGUUUAUGAUUUGUGUAUCAUCAGAUUCAUUUAAGGGACCAACAAGACUGCUCAGUUUCCUGUAUGUGACAUUUUACAUUGUUACUGAUUGGCCAAGAGAAUGUUUGAUUACUGUAAGUGUAUACAAGUGAUGGUUAAGUUUUAUCUGUUUAUCUGACCUGUUUCUAAGCAGUUUGGGAUAAAUAAUCAAUAUCAUAUUUUAAUAUUUUGUGAUAAGUUAUCAAUACUCUGGCAUCAUUUUCUGUUCUGUUACUGUUCAGUUCAACUUUAUUGUCAGAUUUGGGGUUCAUUAGAAAAAUACAACAUUAUAGACACACAACACCUCCUAAAAUACAAAAACACAUUUAAAAAUUUUAUAUGACCUUAUACUAAUGCUUCCACAGACGUGACUGGUUUCGUACAACCCUAUUACUAGGAUUUGUCUGCAGCUUAAUAAUGCUGAUGAGAACCAUCCAGUCGAUGCAGUGGGGCAGUAUAGAGAGGAGUGUGAUAUGCUUUAAAGAACCUAAUCUUAACAUGGUCUGAACACAUAAAAUUUUCUUGCCAACCUGAUGCACAGGUACUUUAUAUCUUUCUUGUAGGUCAAACUUUGGCCUCUUUAUGGUAGUUUGACUUUAAAGUGAUGCUGCAGGCUGUUCAUGACGUAGAGAAUAAAUGCAACACAUCACUGAUUCCUCCUUUGUAUAAAAUAGCUUUAACAUUAACAUUUAACAUUAGAUUACAUUUUUCUUCUGACAGAGCCAGGCAAAGGGUUUCCACAACGUCAUCUGGAUAACACUGGCACAAUUACAGUAAUGUUGAUCAAUGAGUGUUAAAUAAAUGAAAUGUCUGUCUUAAUGCUAAGCUAGGCUAAAUGUAUCCCAUCUCCAGCUCUAUAAAUGUUCAGUGUGGAAUAUUUCUGUGGAUUUAUUGACAGAAAUGCAAUAUAAGAUCCAUAACUAUGUUUUCAGUGGUGUAUAAAGACCUUA
Messenger RNA from Micropterus salmoides (largemouth bass), 1994 nucleotides. Its product is annotated as CD209 antigen-like protein A. NCBI's taxonomy places the organism in Eukaryota, Metazoa, Chordata, Actinopteri, Centrarchiformes, Centrarchidae. The record is from RefSeq and is a predicted model, not a curated record. The transcript has 8 exons. Bases 75 to 965 code for a protein of 296 amino acids.